GUUGGAUGGAAUUUCAACUCGAUGUCCUGUUCCUUCAUUUCCAUCCACGCAUCUUGAUCAUGAGACGAAGUUUUUUGAGAAGAACUAAAUCCAACAUUACGGGUAAAUUCAUCAGCCAGAUUCGAAGUACCACUUAUUUCAGAAGAUACAGAGACCCGUCUUUGAGUUUCAUCAAUAUUCUCGACGCUUUUGCCACAUUUAGGAAAGGGACAUGUAUUUGGUACGCAAACAUCAUAAUGGAAGUUUGGUUACCAGUGAAAACUGCUUCAGAAUUUCUAGUUUCCAAUCUUGGACGUAUAAAAAAUAAUAAAGGUAGGAUUUUAAGGGCAAAUCCCUGCAAAAGAAAAGGUUAUAUACGGAUAAAUUUAAAAAUUAAUGGCACUUAUACAAGUAGAGCUGUCCAUAUUUUAGUUGCACAAGCCUUUAUUUCUAAUCCAGAAAAUAAGCCCUAUGUUAAUCAUAUUAAUGGCAUCAAAUACGAUAAUCGGGUUAUUAACUUGGAAUGGGUAACUCCUAAAGAGAACGCUGAACGUAAAAUAUUCCCAAAUCCUGGUCAUAGUAGCUCCAGGAAAAUUGUGCAAAAGACUCUGGACGGAAAUGUUAUUCGGAUUUGGGAUUCUAUAGCCCUUGCAAGCUCUACACUUAAGAUUUCAGGGCCUCAUAUCUCUCAAUGUUGCAGCAAAAAGCUGAAUACUACUGGAGGGUGGCGUUGGAUGUAUUAUGAAGAUCACAUAGAAAAAGAUCCAGAUGAAGAAUGGAGAGAAGUAAGGCUUAAUUCCCGAAAAUUCAAAGUUUCAUCUUUAGGGAGGGUUCAGUUACCCAACGGUUUAAUCUCAAGAGGAUCUCUAGAUGCAGGAUAUCUUAGAGUCGCUCGAGAAAAAUAUCGUGUUCAUCGCCUGGUUGCAUUAGCAUUUUGCCCUAAAGAAGAAGGUAAAGAAUAUGUGAAUCAUAUUGACGGGGAUUCAACAAACAAUAAAGCAUCUAAUCUUGAAUGGUGUUCACCAAAAGAAAACUCUCAGCAUGCUGUACGUCUCGGGCUUCGUAACUUCAAGGAUAUUAAAGCACAACGUGCAACUGGAAUUAACCACUCAAACAUUGGUGGAGUAUGUCGAGGAAUCCGAGUUCACGCUGGUGGUUAUCGUUGGCAAUACAUGAAUACCAGUGACAUGACAUGA
Ambispora leptoticha is the source of this 1175-nucleotide messenger RNA. The record is from the annotation of a GenBank genome assembly. Lineage: Eukaryota; Fungi; Glomeromycota; Glomeromycetes; Archaeosporales; Ambisporaceae.